Thelazia callipaeda (thelaziosis nematode) is the source of this 807-nucleotide messenger RNA. The record is from the annotation of a GenBank genome assembly. NCBI's taxonomy places the organism in Eukaryota, Metazoa, Nematoda, Chromadorea, Rhabditida, Thelaziidae.
AUGUUUUGUUUAAGAGGAAGAGGACGUUCACCUCGAGGCCGUGGUAGCCCUCGUGGAGGGCGAGGAGGAGGAAUGAAGGGUGGUAAAAAAGUUAUUAUCGAGGCACAUCGUCAUGAAGGUGUUUUCAUCGUAAAGGGUAAAGAAGAUGCGUUGGGAACUCGAAACUUAGUUGUAGGAGAAUCAGUAUAUGGAGAGAAAAGAGUAUCUGUUGAAAAUGACGAAGGUAGUGAAAAGGUUGAGUAUCGAAUUUGGAAUCCCUUCAGAUCUAAAUUGGCAGCUGCAAUACUGGGUGGUUUGGAUGAUAUUCAUAUUAAACCAGGAUGUAAGCUUUUAUAUCUGGGCGCUGCUUCCGGUACAACAGUAUCUCACUGUUCUGAUAUUGUUGGCCCUGAAGGAUUGGUAUAUGCUGUGGAGUUUUCUCAUAGAUCUGGUCGUGAUCUUUUAAAUGUCGCGAAAAAAAGGCCGAACAUUGUUCCCAUUGUGGAUGAUGCUCGUCACCCUCAUAAAUAUAGGAUGCUUGUUGGCGCGGUAGACACAAUAUUUUCGGAUGUUGCGCAGCCAGAUCAAGCCAGAAUUGUUGCUUUAAACGCUCAUCAUUAUUUAAAGAAUGGUGGCCAUGCUGUAAUUUCUAUUAAAGCUAAUUGCAUUGAUUCGACAGCUGCUCCUGAAGCAGUGUUUGCUGGGGAAGUAAAUAAACUCAAGGAAGAGAAGUUCAAACCACGGGAACAAGUAACUUUGGAGCCAUAUGAAAGGGAUCACGCUGUAGUAGUUGCUGAAUACCGUCCUUUAAAGAAAAAACAGGGCUGA